Molecule: messenger RNA, 1149 nt
Organism: Dentiscutata heterogama
Lineage: Eukaryota; Fungi; Glomeromycota; Glomeromycetes; Diversisporales; Gigasporaceae
Source: the annotation of a GenBank genome assembly
AUGUCUUCUGUUGCGAACGCCGCUCUUAAUACUGCUGUUGACAUUGUAGCCAUCUAUAUUCCUAUAAUAACAGCGGUAAAAACCCUAGUAAAGGAAAUUUAUACAAUUUAUGAAGCUGCCGAAUUUAAUAGUGAAAUUUGUUUAAUUAUGAAAAAUCGAGUAAUAAAGGCAGAGUGUUCCGUUGAUACAAUUAUUAAAGACACAAAUAAUGAAAAAAAAUUGCGCGAACAAUCUUAUUUUUUAGCUUUUAAAAGUUUUGAAAACGUUUUGCUAAAAAUUAAAGAUUUUGUUAAAAAUGUAUCAAAACUUAAAGGUUAUAAAAAAUAUCUCAAUGCAACAGAAGUUAAGAAUAAAUACUUGCAAUUGACUGAAGAAUUUGAUACAUGCAUGGGUGAUCUGCAUUUUGCUAUCGAUGUUGCUAAUAAAAGUGAGAGAGAAGAAGAAGCCAAAAAAGUCGAUAGAGCUCUAGAAAACGUUGAAAAAAAUCUCGAGAAACUUGAUGAUAAAGUUACUACGAUAAUGAAUAAUUUAGAACUUCUACAAAAAAAAUCAGAUGUUCAUGCGAAGAGGAUUGAUCCGGCCGACUUACAUGAUCCUGUAUUUCGAAAUAAAAAUGAUAUUCGUCGUCAGGUCUUUAGGAAGGUUAUUUAUCAAGUGGCUGAUGUUGCAUGUAAACCUAUUAAAGACUCUAGUCGGUAUCAAACUGAAUUAGCAAUUCUUGGAAAAUUAAGUAAAUUACCAUACAUUCUUCCUUUUUAUGGUCUAUCACGUGCUGAUACUUGUGAUGGUAAUCGUGAAGUUAUGGUUUUUGAAUGGGCCCAUCAUGGGACUUUGACAGAGCUCUAUAACAAUUUUGAUAUUCCUUGGGCUAGAAAAAUACUAAUUGUUCGAGAUAUUUGUCGCGGUAUUGUAUUUUUACGUUGGGCGAAUGUUUUUCAUCACGAUCUUAGAUGCGAUAAUAUUUUUGUAACUCAAAAUCUGGAUGUAAAACUUGGAAAUUUCAAAUAUUCGCGUCCAGUAGAUGCAAAUACUACGAAACUUUCAGACAUAGUACAACAUAUUCGUUGGAUGGCCCCUGAACAAAUCGAAAAGUAUACAAAAAUAGCUGAAAAAGGGUAUACUCUGUUUUGCGAAAUAUUCAGGUUUUGA